AAAGCCAAGAAAGCAAAAUAUUUUGUCGUCUGCUUAGCAGAUGAGAAUACAUUGAAGACCUUUUAGUCAUACUGCCUUAAUUUGUGGAUUGUAAAGACAAGGAAUGUUGUGGCGAAUAUUUGCAUCCGUCACCUUUGGAAAGCUCCUCUUCAUACCAUCUUACCGGUCAACUGAUUUUGAAGUCCAUCGCAACUGGUUGGCGGUUACCCAUAGCCUACCUCUAAGUAAGUGGUACAUCGACGAUACUUCGCAAUGGACUCUAGACUACCCUCCAUUAUUUGCUUGGUUCGAAUACAUCCUUUCUUGGGGUGCUCUACUGUUCGACCCCGAAAUGUUGAAAGUUGACAACUUAAAUUAUGCCUCUCGAAAUACCAUUCUUUUUCAGAGAAUCUCAGUCAUACUGACUGAUGUUGUGUAUGCAUUGGGUGUGCAAAAAUGCUUGUACACAUUUGGCAAUAACCAGGGAGGAAAAGUACAGAAAGAUGCUGAGAAAUGGUUUAGUUCUUCAACCAUUCUGGCUUUUUUAUUACUGUGCAAUGUAGGUCUUUUCAUGGUGGAUCACAUCCACUUCCAGUAUAAUGGAUUUCUCACUGGAAUUUUACUACUUUCAGUUGGUUCUAUACUUCAGAAAGAAAAUCUUAAGGCAGCCUUUUGGUUCUCUAUUCUUCUUAAUUUGAAGCAUAUAUAUCUUUAUAUUGCCCCAGUUUAUGCCGUCUACCUGCUGCGUAGCUAUUGCUUUGAUAUUCAAAAGUCAAAGAUGACAUUUCAUUUGAAAAGGCUUAUUAAAUUGGGUGUCAUAGUUGUUACGACAUUUGGUUUCACAUAUUUUCCAUUUGUUAAUCAACUUCAGCAGGUCCUAUCCAGGCUGUUCCCGUUUGAAAAUCGCGGCCUCUGUCAUGCGUAUUGGGCACCUAAUUUCUGGGCAAUUUACAACGUAGUGGACAAAAUCCUGGCUUUUCUUGGACAUAAACUUGGCUGGAUCGAUCCACUUUCAAAAGUGACUGCCUCAAUGACGGGAGGUUUGGUUCAAGAAUUUGAGCACGCCAUACUCCCAUCUAUUGGACCUAAGACCACUCUGGUUUUCACCUUACUGGCGUUAUUGCCAGCGGUCAUUAUCCUGUUCAAGCAACCUAAUCAACCGCGUGCAUUUAUCCGAGCGAUUGUUUUGUGUGCCUUUGCGUCGUUUCUCUUCGGCUGGCAUGUGCAUGAAAAGGCCAUCCUAAUAGUCAUCACUCCUUUGACAUUACUGGCUGCCUCCUCUCACGAAGAUUGCCGGCUCUUCAUGUUGCUGAGCAUAACGGGUCACGUAUCUCUAUUUCCCUUGCUUUUCACGCCGUUCGAAAAUGUUCUCAAGGUAGUGGUGGUACUUACCUACUCACUCGCUAGCUACUCCUUCUUGUCAGCACUACAUGAUGAUCCAAAAUCGAAAGGCACAUUGUUGAAGUUCCGAUCAUGGGAGCGUUUUUUCCUCUAUGGCUUGGUGGCCGUCGCGCUGUUUGAAAGCUGCAUUCACUCGAUGGUCGAUCCUUCCGGUCGAUUGCCGUUUCUGCCAUUGAUGAUUAUGUCUGUCUAUUGCGCUAUUGGAAUUAUUUACGUUUGGUUUUUCUUUGUCAUUGGAUCUCUGAAAACAGAGAAAAAGAUCUCAAAACAGAAGUAAGCACAUAUCUUUACAAACAGAGGUGAAUAUUUUAAAUAAAUUCCUUGGCAACUGUU
Molecule: messenger RNA, 1713 nt
Organism: Daphnia carinata
Lineage: Eukaryota; Metazoa; Arthropoda; Branchiopoda; Diplostraca; Daphniidae
Gene: xit
Product: probable dolichyl pyrophosphate Glc1Man9GlcNAc2 alpha-1,3-glucosyltransferase
Exons: 8
Coding region: 104-1657 (517 amino acids)
Biological process (GO): protein N-linked glycosylation
Cellular component (GO): endoplasmic reticulum membrane
Molecular function (GO): dolichyl pyrophosphate Glc1Man9GlcNAc2 alpha-1,3-glucosyltransferase activity
Source: RefSeq, a predicted model, not a curated record